AUGGGGGCAAUUAAGGUAGCAAUUGGUGAUGCGAUACUGACGUGCAUGUGGGUUUUUUGCGCAUCGUCGCUGGGUGCACUCACUUUCGUUGUGGCUUCUGCUCUUGGGGUGACCCAAGGCCUGCCCACGCUUUUGAUCACCACUUUUCUCAUUUUUGUUCUUUUGUUUGUAUUUAGCUUCAUUGGCGAUGCAUUGGGAGGCGCCACCUUCAAUCCCACCGGCCCCGCCGCCUUUUAUGCUGCCGGCGUUGGAGGCGCUGAGUCUCUUGUCACCGCCGCCGUCCGCUUUCCCGCUCAGGCAGCUGGUGCAGUAGGUGGUGCACUCGGGAUUAUGGAGUGUAUGCCUGUGCAGUACAAACACAUGCUAGAGGGUCCUUCUUUGAAAGUCGAUUUGCACACUGGAGCAAUUGCCGAGGGGAUAUUGACCUUCGCAAUUACCUUUGCUGUCCUUUACAUUGUCCUGAGGGGUCCUAGAAACCUAAUUGUGAAGAAUUGGCUGCUUGCUAUGUCAACAGUUGCCUUAGUGGUUGCAGGGUCGAGUUAUACAGGACCUUCCAUGAAUCCUGCCAAUGCCUUCGGCUGGGCAUACGUAAACAAUACUCACACAACUUGGGAGCAAUUCUAUGUCUACUGGAUCUGCCCCUUCAUUGGAGCAAUAUUGGCUGCUUGGGUUUUUCGUUUUCUAUUUCCGCCUCCUCCAGUAAAGAAGCAGAAGAAAGCAUGA
Fraxinus pennsylvanica is the source of this 723-nucleotide messenger RNA. Lineage: Eukaryota; Viridiplantae; Streptophyta; Magnoliopsida; Lamiales; Oleaceae. The record is from the annotation of a GenBank genome assembly.